Lynx canadensis (Canada lynx) is the source of this 3362-nucleotide messenger RNA. It is a transcript of the gene LIMS1, whose product is annotated as LIM zinc finger domain containing 1. The record is from RefSeq and is a predicted model, not a curated record. Lineage: Eukaryota; Metazoa; Chordata; Mammalia; Carnivora; Felidae. Gene Ontology annotation, cellular component: cytoplasm; cell-cell junction; focal adhesion. Bases 512 to 1489 code for a protein of 325 amino acids. Gene Ontology annotation, biological process: positive regulation of substrate adhesion-dependent cell spreading; cell-cell junction organization; cell-cell adhesion. The transcript has 10 exons.
GUGCACCAGAGAGCCAUUGCAGAGUUGAAGCAAGUUCUGGAGAGAUACCUGGAUCCUUAGAUCACUUGUUGGCUGAGUCUCCUGGAUUUGGUUAAAGGCAGAGAGUUAGGAGGCUGCCACUGUAGACCAAGUGUGUAAUCAUGAGGGCUAGAAUGGUAACAGGGCUAAAAAUGAGAGUGAAGUAGCACAGAGGGACUAAUUUAAAAAUGAGUUAGGAGUUAAAAUUAGCAGAAGUGGUUGGUUUGAAGGUAAGAAAUCAGGGGUGACUGGGAGAUUCCUAACUUGGGUGACUGGUUGGAUAAUGUUGCUGUACCUAAGAGAGUACAUAUAAAAGGAAGAGCUGGCUAUGGGCAUGGCAGGAGGGGGUGAGUGGUUUAUUUAGUCAUCUUGAGUUAGGGUGUCUCCAUGAAAGCAGCCAGAAGACAAUUUGAUGCAUGACUGCAGGUUCAAGAGAAAGGUCUGGCCGGUGUUGCUAACAUGGGGGGAGUAGUGGAGCCAUGAGAGAUGCAACAUGGCCAAUGCCCUGGCCAAUGCCACCUGUGAGCGCUGCAAGGGGGGCUUUGCGCCCGCCGAGAAGAUAGUAAACAGUAACGGGGAGCUGUACCACGAGCAGUGCUUCGUGUGUGCCCAGUGUUUCCAGCAGUUCCCAGAGGGACUCUUUUAUGAGUUUGAAGGAAGGAAGUACUGUGAACAUGACUUUCAGAUGCUCUUUGCUCCUUGCUGUCAUCAGUGUGGUGAAUUCAUCAUUGGCCGAGUUAUCAAAGCCAUGAAUAACAGCUGGCAUCCUGAGUGCUUCCGCUGUGACCUCUGCCAGGAAGUUCUGGCAGAUAUUGGAUUUGUCAAGAAUGCUGGGAGACAUCUAUGUCGCCCCUGUCAUAAUCGUGAGAAAGCCAGAGGCCUUGGAAAAUACAUCUGCCAGAAAUGCCACGCCAUCAUCGAUGAGCAACCGCUGAUAUUCAAGAAUGACCCUUACCAUCCAGACCAUUUCAACUGUGCCAACUGCGGGAAGGAGCUGACUGCUGAUGCCCGGGAGCUGAAAGGAGAGCUGUACUGUCUGCCGUGCCAUGAUAAAAUGGGGGUCCCCAUCUGUGGCGCUUGUCGACGGCCCAUUGAAGGGCGCGUGGUGAAUGCUAUGGGCAAGCAGUGGCAUGUGGAGCAUUUUGUUUGCGCCAAGUGUGAAAAGCCAUUUCUUGGACAUCGACAUUAUGAAAGGAAAGGCCUGGCAUAUUGUGAAACCCACUAUAACCAGCUAUUUGGUGAUGUUUGUUUCCACUGUAACCGUGUUAUAGAAGGUGAUGUGGUCUCUGCUCUGAAUAAGGCCUGGUGUGUGAACUGUUUUGCCUGUUCUACCUGCAACACUAAAUUAACACUCAAGAAUAAAUUUGUGGAGUUUGACAUGAAGCCAGUCUGUAAGAAGUGCUAUGAGAAAUUUCCGUUGGAGCUGAAGAAAAGACUUAAGAAACUAGCUGAGACUUUAGGAAGGAAAUAACUUCCUUUCUUUUGUUUUUUCUCUUCUGUGCAAAGAAAAGAGAUUACCAACAUUACUUGACUUGGUCCACCCUGUUUAAAGCUGUAUCUCAAAAUAAUUGAGAGUGAAGAGGGCCUAUAUGAAUGGUUUUCUUUAUCUCCUUUUUCUCAUUAAAAAAAGAAAAAAAGCUGUGUAAUCAUAUUUAAAACACAGAUGAGAUCAUGAUGCUUUUGUUAAAUACCCUGUCAGUUUGUUGAAAUGUAGACUAUACUUAACAGCAAAAACACAUGGUUAAAUGUUACAUGUUAAUCAAGGUCCAAAAAAAUUAAUUUAACUUUUAAAAAUGAAAAUAGGGAGUCAGCUUUCACAUGACUCAGAUACAAUAGAAACAUUAUUUUACUUUGUAUUUGAAAGAAAAUAAAUUCCAACAGCUGUUGGGGAGGAUAUAAGGAAGAAAAAUAACCAACCAAGAAAAACAAAUCUUGUAGAAUGUUAGUAUGUUUAUCAAACUAGUAGUUAUAAAAUGAAUAUACACAUUACUAAGACAAGAAACAAGUGCAUUCAAAACUACUUGAUUUCAUUUUUUGUUAAAUUCAAUAAUUACUAUGCUUAGUUUUAUAUUUUGUUCUCCUUGUGAAACUCUUCCUUCAUACAGUUACUUAACAUAGUAGUUAUAGCUAGCUAAUAGUAUGCCUUUUUAAAUUUUUUGCAAAAAAAAUUUAUACUAGACAUUUGAAAAUUCAGUACACUUUACAAUAUUGGAAAAAAUGAAGUAUUUUUUAAUGGAUUACAGCAAUUAUGCUUCUAAGCUUAAGGUCAAAGAUGUAGUCUUAGAAUAGGACACAAAAUUAAAUUUUAUGUAGCUUAGAAUGUAUCGCUUAAAAACAAGUGAAUUUAUAUGUAUUGGUCUUCUUGCCUUUAUAACCAUGCUGACUAAUAUCUGUGCUUCAUACAUAAUCAAAUUUGCCUUGCCUUAGAAACAUACUUAAUUCAGGAAUCCUAGCUGUUUCAUGCAAUACCAAAAAUAAGUGCAUUGAUUGAGAUUUGUAAACCCAAAUUCAUUUGCCACCACUAAGAUGAGAUUUUUUUUUCCUCUCCUUUUUUUGGGAAACACAUUGAAAUUAAUUUUUGUCAUCUUAUUAAAAGAAUGAUAUUGAUAUGUGUUUCAAGUUUUUCAUUUCAAAUCUCAUAAUUGGAUUUUAUUUAAGUAGGAGGUAAAAAUGACAUUUUUAAAUUGGAAGGGGAUGUUUAAAUGUCAAUUUUAGAUCAAAAGUAGUGAAUCAUUCUACUUUAUAAAAUGUUUUUUAAAAGUUUAUCCUGAAGUUUCUAGACCAUUCUUUCUUGGCAAACUUGUUCGCAAUGCAAAUUUUGUGAGCAAUUGUUAAAUGUUGCUGCUGCUAUUUUUCAUUUAAAAGUAAGUUCCCAAGACAGACUUCUAAGGAGGAAAGUAUUGGUUUUUUAAAAAAUUGCUGAAAUACUGUUUUGCCAUUAAAAAAAAAAAAAAAAAAACACCUCAGGAUGCUACUCACUCUGCCAUUAAAGUAUUUGUAUGCAUGUAUUUUUUAAAAGUUUGUGCAUGCACUUUACAAGAGUAAAUUCUAUCUUGGUUUUCAGAUAACUUAUAACCAAUUAUUUUUUAGUGUUCUUUUAGAGUUCAAAGAAUUAUCAAUGAUUGAAAAUAAACAAUAUAUAGUUUAAGACUGUAUAUACUCAGAAGUUUAAAACAGUCUUUGCAUUGGACAGUAAGAAUCAAAAUCCCUCUGUGUGCCUUCGUCAGCUAAUAUGUAACCAGCAAGGAAAACCUUGAAAGUAUUUAUUAAAUACUAUACUAUGGAUAUAGGCCAAAUAGUACAGGCUUUGGCAGUUUGGGGUCUUGAUGCUAAAUUCUCAAAUA